ACCCGGAAGUGACGUGAGGCCCCCCCUGCUCGUGUUUCUGUUGCUGCGCGUGAAGAUCCCUCCGCCGAGUGAAGGCGGCGGUUCGCGACGGAGCGGGGCGAGCGACGCGGAGGGACUAUUUUUAUCUUAUAUUUAAAUAUAAAUCGUUAUAAUCUAAACGGAUUUUUUGUUUGUUAACAAUUUGAUUUUAAAAUCUCACCCGAAAGUCUUCUCGUCGCGAUGGGGCCCGACUUUUACGCGGCGCUCGGCCUCGCGCGGAGCGCCACGGACGCGGACGUGAAGAAAGCGUAUCGGCGCUUGGCCCUGAAGUUACACCCCAACAAGUGCAGCGAUGUGGGGGCAGCGGAGACCCUGCUGCUCGUAUCGGAGGCUUACGAAGUCCUUAGCAACGCGCAGAGAAGAGCCGUCUAUGACCAGUUUGGGCCCGAGGGCCUGAACGACGGCGCCCCGCUGGAGGACGGCAAGUGGACGGAGCCCUACGCCUUCCACGGGGACUCCCGCAAGACCUUCCGCGAGUUCUUCGGCGGAGAGAACCCCUUCUCCGAGCUCUUUGUGGGAGAGGCGGGCGCACCGUGGCGGGGCCGGCACGGCACGGCGGGGCGGCGUGAGGACCCUGCCGUGGUGCGCGACCUGCCGCUCUCCCUGGAGGACCUCCACCGUGGCUGCACCAAGAAGAUGAAAAUCUCUCGCAGGGUCAUGAACGAGGAUGGCCACACGUCGAGCAUCCGCGACAAGAUCCUGAGCAUCACGGUGAGGCCCGGCUGGAGGUCGGGCACGCGGAUCACCUUCCCCAGGGAGGGCGACCAGGGCCCCAACAACAUCCCGGCCGACAUCAUCUUCGUCGUCAAGGAGAAGCCGCACUCGCGGUUCCAGCGCCAUGGCGACAACCUCGUCCAGACCGUGCGCAUCUCUCUCAGCAAGGCUCUGACUGGCUGUACAGUCGAAGUGGACACGCUGGAUGGCCGGAAAAUAAACGUGCCCAUUAACGACAUCGUUCACCCCGCGUACACGAAGACGAUCCCCGGGGAGGGGAUGCCGCUGUCGCUGGACCCCGAGCAGCGAGGGCUCCUCCUCAUCCACUUCGAUGUCGUCUUCCCCGUGCGGCUCAGCGCCGCCGACAAACUCCUCAUCCAGCAGGCGCUGCCCACGCACUGCUAGGACACCACCACCGUCGCCACCACCACCGUCGCCACCACCACCACCGUCACCACCACCGUCACUACCACCAUCGUCACCACCACCAUCGUCACCA
Molecule: messenger RNA, 1252 nt
Organism: Petromyzon marinus (sea lamprey)
Lineage: Eukaryota; Metazoa; Chordata; Hyperoartia; Petromyzontiformes; Petromyzontidae
Gene: DNAJB13
Product: DnaJ heat shock protein family (Hsp40) member B13
Cellular component (GO): cytosol
Molecular function (GO): protein-folding chaperone binding
Source: RefSeq, a predicted model, not a curated record